Messenger RNA from Daldinia caldariorum, 3463 nucleotides. RefSeq lists its product as uncharacterized. Lineage: Eukaryota; Fungi; Ascomycota; Sordariomycetes; Xylariales; Hypoxylaceae. The transcript is spliced from 3 exons. Gene Ontology annotation, molecular function: ubiquitin conjugating enzyme activity. The record is from RefSeq and is a predicted model, not a curated record. The coding region runs from base 144 to 3065 and encodes 973 amino acids.
CGUCUACCGACGACGAGAAUUAUUUCUUCCUUCCUGAUAUUAUAUAUGUCCAGCUGCAGUUGGCAUCACAAGAACGGAAAUUUAUAUCCCCCCGUCUGGAUAAAUCUGAUUACAGCCUAACAGCCAUAUGGAACGUAUUCGCAAUGGCUCCCAACUUGGAAAGCAUCAGAGAUCUCUCUGCACGAAUGAACUGCUUUGGGGGAACUAUCAACAAAGAUAAAGAUUCAACCGAGGGCGAUAAGCCAUCCGAGAUUCCUAACCAAUCGAUAACUAAACGGUCACCUCAUCAGGCCAAGGUCAAGUCGCUUGGGCCACGACACCGACCAGUUGCCCCAGUUCCGAAAAAGGAGAAUAACGACUUACUCCCGCCUCCCCAGACUUCGUCCGAUCCCAGAAAGGCUCCAGGACCCUCAAGCAAUCCAUCCGCCACGUUACCAAGCUUGUAUCACCCCAUUUCACAACUACCUGCUGCUAUAAUUUCGUAUCCAGCAAUGCUAUUAAACGCACCCCAAGUCAUCAAAAAAUCAGCAAGUAGCCCAAGCUAUGGAUUCAACUCGGCCAAAACGCCUGCUAAAACACUUCCUCACCAGGAUGAGUAUUACAUGGCAUCGUCUAGUCAUUCUAAACCCUCUCAGGGACCGGGAAAAUGGGCUGAGCAACCGCUAUACCCCUUUCCUUGCCUUCCACCAUACCAACAUACUUCUCCCCAUCUGUACAUGCAACCUAUUCCUCCCUCGGCCUACAACAAUAGCUUUGAUCCAUCAUGGGGUAUAGGUGCAUAUGUCCCAGAUUAUACCCCAAUACCUCAUGCCUCUAAACUUUCACCUGGGGCGGAUCCUCUAAGUGCUCAAGCAUAUCCACUUCCUUUUGACGCCUGGCCCAAACCCAACCCCUCAGUUAGUCCCCCUGGGCCAUUUUACGACCAGCAGAUGUUAGAGAAAUCUAUUUUCGAGCAUGAGAAAGUCCAUUGGCCCUCGAUGGGAAAUGGCUUCGGUAUGAUCAACCGCUAUGCACAACCACAGGCGAAGUCUGCCAAACAUGAGACGGAAAUAGAUGCCGCACGCCUCGAAGAUAAAGACGAGUCGACAGAUCUUGAACAAGACCCCGAAAACACGGCUAUGGUAGAGGCUGCUCUAGAAGAAUUAAACCCAUUACUGUCGUUCGUUCGAAAGUGCCUUGGCCACGCUUGUGCCGGAUGUCAUAAAAAGAAGAGCAUGGACUACGGAGAUAUUGUAAGCAUGACAGCAACAUGGGCUAUUGCUAAGGGGCCAAUCAACCUUGGAUCGAAAUGCCAAGAAAGGUCUUGCAAAGUGCUCACAUGUCUCGGCUGCGGAAAGGCAUGUAAGCCCAGCUACAACAUGGUUAGCUUAAGCUCUAUUAUGAGGAUUUCCGGCGGAGAGUUACCCGUCCAAUGGUGCUGCGAUGACGGAAGAUUGGCCGCGAUCUGGGCUCUAGCCUGCGGCUGGGAAGUUCCGAAUAUGAAGUUUCGAGCCGAUUCUACGAUGACCAAAGUUCGAGGAAGGGGAAAAUCGAAGGGAUACACAGUGCGCGACGAGCUACGAGGGGCCAAUUUCGUGGCGAACGCAAAGGGAACUGGCUAUGGCGGCGAGGAGUCGGUGACUCCUUAUAAUUACUUUUCUCAGUGUGCGCAUAGCAUCAAGCGAUCGAUGCCAAAAUCCGCCAAGGAGGACGUUUUGCACGAAAACUACUUCAGGCUCUUAGCUUUCCUGCUCCCGUCCGACCGAAGAUCAUCAGCCCUUGACGCCUCACCGCCUAGCUUUUUAACCCAUUUACUCUCUCGCAGCCCCUUAUUAGAGAAGUCUGCGAUGAUGCUCGGAAGCGGUUCCAUUGACGACGCCUCAGUCGAAAGUCAACUUCAUGACUCGGUCCUAGACUUCUUCGACGCUUUAGGGAGCCAUCCAGCAACCGCAGAUUUAGCAUACGCCAACCGUAACCUCUAUCAUGAGGGCGGGGGCAAUCUUCUAGAAGUCUCUCUUACUCCCGAGAAGAGCAAAGGAAGAAUUGUUGUAAGGGAUACGGGCAAGUCUCUACUUCAACUACUGGGAAGUCUGGCAGCCCAAUCGGAUACUGUUCUCCGGCAUGCCCAAGGCAAUCCUGGCGAUUUUGAGAACCUCGAUGGACAGUGCCUAUUGAUGCUUAGCCGACGUCUGAGCCAGAUAUAUACCGAGCACACUGCAAAUAUGCAACGACUCCAAACCGCUAUGGACAUCACCGAAGAGAAACCCGAUAUCGAUUUUUCUGAGUGGCAUCGCGAAAAUUGCGUCAGAGAUGCUCCCGACGACACGGUGCUGCGUAACUUUGCCUUCGCGCGGGAAGUAAGCAGAGAAACUUCCAUAAGCGUAGAACGUGGACGUAUGAAGAGAUUGAUUACGGAGGUAUCGACACUAAGAACCUCACUACCAGAAGGCAUCUUCAUAUGCCAUGGAUCUUCUCGACUUGAUAUUAUGAGAGUCUUGAUCAUCGGUCCCAAGCAUACCCCCUACGAGCAUGGCAUGUUCGAGUUCGACCUGUACUGCUCAGCGGACUACCCAAAAUUUCCGCCAAAAAUGUGUUUCAAGACCCCAAACGGCAGCAGAACACGCUUCAAUCCAAAUCUCUACCACGAUGGAAAAAUUUGUCUGUCCUUGCUAGGAACGUGGGCUGGAGAGCCUUGGAGAGCCGACCAGUCUACUCUACUCCAGGUGCUUGUCAGUAUCCAAUCGAUGAUAUUCUGCGAGGAGCCGUGGUACAACGAGCCUGGCCGGGAGCGCCUCAAGAAUAAGGCACAAUCAGACACUUACAACAAGCAAGUCCGGACCAUGACUAUGCAAUAUGCCCAAUUACCCUGGAUUAAAUCGCUUUCCGAAAAGGAGGACGAUGAAACCAAAACCCCUAGUCCAACCACGAAGCCCAUAUGGAAAGAAACAAUUGAUCUGUAUCUGCGAGCAAACAAGAAUGAGAUGUUAGAUCUGCUCGCAAAAGCAUUGGAGGGGAACGAAUCGCGCCUAAAAGCUACAGCUAACACUGCCAGCGAGGCGUUCAAGGCUAGCGGCUGUCUGAAGUGAAUGAGCCAACUAUACAUUGCGUGUAAAUACAGUUCUAGACAUGCUUUUAAGAAUGGCGCUUUUUAUCGACCUCGUGCUUGAUAAUAUGAAGAGAAAGGGAGGUAGGCUAUGAAAGUUAGCCUGGCCACAAAAAAAAAGGAGGAAAAAAAAAAAGAAUGAUACCCAAACACCUAGCCCCGCAAGCAAGGAGAAUCACUCGCAGUUCAAGUUUGCACAAAAACCAACCAGUUAGACCGAAACCUUCGGUUAGGUUAGGUUAGGUUAGGUACCUUAGGUACUUAGAUAGACAUCUACCAAUGCGAUGAGGGCGUGAACUCGGACAGGCAGAUAUAGUAAGCUAAUUGCUUCCUUGCCGUGUAGUUAGUGUAACUAGCACCGGAUCAUGUGCGUAUGGUAAA